AUGUCCGACGUUAUGGCAGCAUAUUCUGGCAAAGAGCGCUCGAAUCUAAACACAUUACCUUCCGAGAUCCUGGAGAAGAUUCUACUGUACAGCCAAAAUCUAUCUCUUCCCCACGCCAGCCCAGUCCUUGGGGCCAAGCUCUCGGAGAGAGCCACCCUGAUUCGGCUUCUCAUAUGGGCAUUUCACGAGACAUGGGAUCAAUGGUUUGGCGUACCGACGAGCACAACCUUGCUCCAUGGACCUCCGGUGAUGGGUAAGCCGCAGACGAAAUGUCACGGCGACCAUGUUCUACAGACUGCCGUGCUCAAGCAGCCAUGGGCGAAGAUCGACUACCUCCUCCAAGCACAACAGACCUGGGCUGAUAACAACGCGCACGGUCGGUGGUUCCAGCACUCAAUACCGUGGAACGACGAACCAGAUGAGCUCGGGCACUCCCACCACGGCGGGCCGUCACACUACAACGCACACCAAUGUUUCGACGUCGACUACAAUCAGGCAAGAAACUGGUCACCCUUCCGCGUCGAGUCAAUGGCGUGGGGUACGCAAGACAUACAUCCUAAGACACGUAUUCCCGAAGAUCUCAUCACCGGCCCGUGGGACGAGGAACAAACAAAGCGUCUCUUCUGGCUCGCGCGAGGUGGCAUGCUCAUUGCUAGCCAGGACUUUGACAUGCCGCCCUGGGAGAUGAAGAUUGAACUCUUGCGCAACGCCGUCCUCAACUGCACAAAACCCAACAUGAUUGUCAUCAACUGUCUCAUCGGCGCCUGGGUGUUUCAGGAUCUGCCGGGCGAGGUCGUGCGCAAGGAGCUCAACGAUCUCGAUCGUCGUAUCAAAUGGGGCGAUGAUACUGAUCUCAUGAGAACCAUCUUGCAGCGGACACGCAACGUUAUGAGCACGUUUCAAGACUAUCGCCAGAUGCGCCGCAGCUCUGUAUGA
Molecule: messenger RNA, 936 nt
Organism: Emericellopsis cladophorae
Lineage: Eukaryota; Fungi; Ascomycota; Sordariomycetes; Hypocreales; Bionectriaceae
Exons: 2
Coding region: 1-936 (311 amino acids)
Source: RefSeq, a predicted model, not a curated record